Molecule: messenger RNA, 213 nt
Organism: Dioszegia hungarica
Lineage: Eukaryota; Fungi; Basidiomycota; Tremellomycetes; Tremellales; Bulleribasidiaceae
Exons: 3
Coding region: 1-213 (70 amino acids)
Biological process (GO): protein targeting; post-translational protein targeting to membrane, translocation
Cellular component (GO): Ssh1 translocon complex; membrane
Molecular function (GO): transmembrane protein transporter activity
Source: RefSeq, a predicted model, not a curated record
AUGUCCGAAAGAAUGAAGGAAUUUGCGGACCUCCCUAGGGAUUUCGUCAAGGAGGGCACUCAGUUUGUCAACCGGUGUACCAAGCCAAACAAGGAAGGCGAGUCUACUGACUCUUUUGCAGAAUACAUCCAACUCUGCCGGGCUAUCGCUAUUGGUUUCGUCGUGAUGGGUUUCAUUGGGUACUUUGUGAAGCUGAUUCAUAUUCCCAUGUAA